Molecule: messenger RNA, 2348 nt
Organism: Paramuricea clavata
Lineage: Eukaryota; Metazoa; Cnidaria; Anthozoa; Malacalcyonacea; Plexauridae
Source: the annotation of a GenBank genome assembly
UGUAUCACGAUGGUCUCCCAACGUAUCUUUCGAGUGAUCUCGAAACUAUUCAAAGACGAGCAAUGCGAAUCAUCUACCCCACAGAAUCUUACGAAGAUGCCCUACUAUUAUCAGGUCUAACUUCCCUAUUCCUACGGCGCCAACAGAUUACUAACAAAGUCUUCCUAAAUAUUAUGAACGAUGAUGCACACAAAUUACACGAACUACUGCCUGCUAAAAACAAUAUCUCGCUUAAUUUACGGAAAAAGUCGAAAUUCAAUAACCCAAGAGUAAAAACGAACCGUUAUAGAAAUAGUUUUAUCAUCAGUAAUUCAAUUAAGGCAUAAUUAACAAUAGUAUUAGGCAAUCUAAGUAUAAACACGAUCAGUUCAAGAACUGUUUUAAACAAUGAACCAUUUCAGAAAUAGUUUUUACCGUCGUAACCUAAUUUAGGCAUAAUUAGCAUCUAGGUAUUGUAUUUUCUAACUUGUACAUAUAUAAUGCAUAGUGGAAUUCUCCAACAUGUUUUAAGAUCCUCUCUUUUAUCAAUUCUUGUAAAUUUUACUUAAUUCAGCUUAUGGCUGCAAUGUAAAUUUCAAUAAACUAUCUAUCUAUCUAUCUAUCUACACCAUCUGACACAUUUCGACCAUUAUACACCGUCAUACACCAUCUGACAACAAUCCAACACAUAUUUCCACCAUCAUACACCAUCUGUACCAUCUUCACCAUCUGACAACCCUUCCCUGUAUAACCACCCUACACCAUCAUACACCAUCUGACACACUUCGACAAUCGUCCACCAUCAUACACCAUCUGACAACCAUCUGACACACUUCGACCAUCAUACACCAUCUGUAUCAUCUUCACCAUCUGACAACCCUUCCCUGUAUAACCACCCUACACCAUCAUACAUCAUCUGAUAACCAUGUUUUUUAAUGUGUUUGUGUCAAGGAGAUGAAAUAAAUUUGCAAGUGAAUACCAUUGUUGACACAAAUACUAUCAGAACUAAGAAAGCAACUGGUCUCUGUGUUGAAGAUAUUCAUGGGGAACAUCCACCAACUAAAGUCCAAUUCGCCUACGCCCGCGAUUGUAUUCCCGCUACUCAUUAUGACAUAGCAACACCCGAUGUCGCCAGACAAUGGGAACACUUGAAAGAAAUAGCAGACAAAAUUUAUUAUCAACCAAAUGUCGAGAUCGGUAUGCUAGCUCAUUGGAAGAAACGUUCCGACAACCUUUCAACCACUAAGUGUUAUCUGCGGAAAAGAUGAAGAACCGUGGGCCGAAGAGUACAGAUUUGGUUGGACAAUCAUUGGACCUGUUUGUUUAGACAAUGGUAGCCAGAAACCAGUCCAGCACAAAGCUUCAGUCAACCGAGUAUCCGUUCAAAGAGAGGAACUUCUGAGCUAUGGUUCAACAGUUCAAUCAACUGCAACAAUAUCAACAGGUGCGAAAAAUGACCACAGUUGAGUAUCCUUCAUCGCCAGCAACUCUAACAAGAAAGAUGUUACUAGCUAGUCCUCAGCAAGUUCGAGAGAUGAUGGAACUCGACUACAACGAAUUACAUUAUAGUCGAAAGGUUCGCGGCACAGAGCAAGUAGAGUCAUUAGAAGAUAAACGUUUUAAUGAUAUUCUCGAUACUCAGAUACAUAAGAAUGAGAAUGGAAAUUGGGAAGCGCCACUUCCAUUCAAAACGGACAAUGUCAACCUUCCUAACAACAAGGAACAGUGUGUUAAACGUCUUUUAUCGCUCAAGAGAAAGCUAUCCUUCGGAACGACACAGUCAAGAAAGAAUAUACAGAAUUCAUGAAAAAGAUUUUUGAUCGUGGCCAUGCAAGCUACAUACCAAAAGAACAGUUGCAAACAACACCAGAUCAAGUAUGGUACCUUCCACAUUUCGAUGUUCAUCACCCUAAAAAAACAGAACACAUCCGAGUGGUCUUCGAUUGCCGCGCAGCUUUCGACAAUCACUGCUUGAACAAGCUCUUGCUACAAGGACCAAAUUUGAUGAACAGUUUGAUCGGCGUACUUUUGAGAUUUCGCAAGGAAUAUGUCGCCAUUACCUGUGACAUUGAACAAAUGCUUCAUAGUGUUUAUGUUAUUCCCGAAUACCGCAAUUUCCUUCGUUUCUUGUGGUUUAAAGAUAACGAACUUGAUGGACAGAUAGUGGAAUGUCGAAUGAAUGUACAUCUCUUCGGGGCAACUUGUUCUCCUGGCGUCGCUAAUUUCAGUUUACGAAAACAGCAGAUGUUGGACGAGAACAAUUUGGAAAUGAAGCUGCAGACUUUCUCCAAAACGAUUUUUUCGUAGAUGAUGGAUUUACAUCUUUAUCAACCAAAAGAGAAGCUAUUGAUCUGAUUCAAACAACCCAA